Sitophilus oryzae (rice weevil) is the source of this 863-nucleotide messenger RNA. RefSeq lists its product as uncharacterized. The record is from RefSeq and is a predicted model, not a curated record. Bases 523 to 852 code for a protein of 109 amino acids. The transcript is spliced from 3 exons. Gene Ontology annotation, molecular function: nucleic acid binding; zinc ion binding. Gene Ontology annotation, cellular component: nucleus. NCBI's taxonomy places the organism in Eukaryota, Metazoa, Arthropoda, Insecta, Coleoptera, Curculionidae.
GCUCGUCCAGUGUAAAAGUAAAAGUGUUUUGGUGUAUUGUGGUGAUUUAGUGUUUUUAUUUUGCUGUGUAACACCAAAGGUUCCAACCCUCAACUGUAAUUUACAAUGUUAUCUAUUUAAAAAGAAAUUUAGUGUAUUAGUUUUAAGGAAUACAACUCUAUUGUAUAGGACUGACUUUACGUACUUAUUUCUACUUAAUACUGUUAUUUUACAUUAAUACAACAUUUAUAUUUACUUAAUUUGUUUUUAGAUUUAUAUUUUAUGUUAAAAAUGUUAAUUUUAUGUUAAGAAUUCUAAAUAAAAUCGAUAUGAAACCAGUAUUUUUCUGAAAUGUAAACUACCAUAAAAAAACUGAUUAAAUUAACAACCUAAAGUGCUUUGGUCGAGAUAAUUAACAGUAUUAAUCAUUCUAAGGUGUGUACAUCGAAGAUAAGAUAUCAAAUUAAUGAUAAGUGGUAUGAAUGAGUAUAAAUUAAAUCGAAACAAAUGAUGCCAGAAAUAAAAGUUUGCUUAAACUGAGUCAUGAAUUUUAAAACUUAUAUUUUGAAACAGCUUUCAGAUGAGUUAAAUUAUUAUUGCGAUCUGUGCAAUAUAUUGAUAAACACUCACGAUAAGGAAAACCAUCUGAAUGGCAACAAACAUAAAUACAAACUUCGGAAAAAAGAACCCAAAUCCAAUGAUAGAGGCGCAGAAGUUAGGUGUACAACUUGCGAUAGAAAAUAUACCAACGAUGAAUUUUACAAAAUUCAUAUGAGAACUAAAACACAUAGGAGAAAUUGUCGCAAGAAAGAAAUUGAGUUUAAUGUAGGGCGUAAAAAAUAUGGAGAUUUUAGUAACGGAGUAAAGGGAUGAGCGGAGAUAAG